Molecule: messenger RNA, 2217 nt
Organism: Galeopterus variegatus (Sunda flying lemur)
Lineage: Eukaryota; Metazoa; Chordata; Mammalia; Dermoptera; Cynocephalidae
Exons: 10
Coding region: 492-1796 (434 amino acids)
Source: RefSeq, a predicted model, not a curated record
CAAUUGGACAUCCUCUACCUGGGACCCGAUUUAUUGCCUUUAAAGUUCCUUUAAAGGGGGCAGUUAAUCAGAGACUUACCCCAGCCCAGAAGUUUACACCAAAAGACUUAAUUAGUGCAAUAAAAGCACUAAAUGUGGAGCUUGGGUUAAUUAUUGAUUUAACAUAUACCACAAGAUAUUAUGAAGUUAAGGACUUACCUAAAAAUAUUAAUUAUAAAAAACUUUACACUGUUGGACUUGAAGUCCCUGAUAAUGCUACUAUUCUGCAGUUCAAAAAAUGGGUCAGAGAGUUUCUUUGGGAAAAUGCAGAAAAUGAUAAACUCAUUGGAGUUCAUUGCACUAAUGGAAUUAACAGAACAGGAUACCUUAUAUGUAGGUACCUUAUUGAUGUUGAAGGCUGGGAUCCAGAUACAGCAAUUCAAGCUUUUGGUGAGGCCCGGGGUCAUCAAAUAGAUGGUUGUGUGUACUUAAAGGAUCUCAAAACUCGGCCCAUGAGAAGUAAUCUUGGAAUGGAUGUCUGGGGUUCUGAUGAAGAUGCAAAUCCCCCAUUCAAUUCUAUGGAAGAAUCCAGGGAUUGGCCCUCAGAUAAAGACUUUCAUGGGUCUGGGAAAAAGUCAAGGCUCCUUAAUGAUCAGCACCCUCAAAAUGAUGUACAGAUAACAGAUUAUGAUAACGUCAACAAUGGACCUGCCCAAAGGCAUAGGGAUUUUUAUGAACACCAGUGUAGUGACAGCAUGCCAGAAAAGAGACACCUAAGAAAUUGGGAUUUUGGUAACAAGAGACCAAGAUGUUCAUUUUUUGCUAAUCAUCAGUGUUAUAUCUCCCAAGAGGAAAUGGAUUUUAAUAACAGGGUACCUGGAACAAGACCACAACCAUUUCAUGACAAUCAGCCUCACAGUGACUUCCAUGAACCAGAUCGUAGAGAUGGUUUUGAUUUUGUUAGCAAAGUUUGUGGACAAAGGAUGCCUACUGUUCAUAACCAUCAGGCCUAUAAUAACUUUCGGGAACAAUUUUCAACAAAAGAUUUCAGUUUUGCUAACAGAGGAUGGAGACAAAAACAACAGCCUUUUCAUAACAGCUGUGAGUACUUACCUCAUGGUGGUUUUCAGGACCAGUUACCUGUAGAGGGUUUUAAUUACCUCAGUACAGGUGGUUUUCAGAGACGAAGACCUUUCCACCAGCACUAUUGUCAUGAUGAAAUGAAUUUGGAAGAUUUAGAAUAUACUGAUGAAGUAUCAGAGCACAUACUGGGACCUUUACAUGACCAUUCCAAAAUUGAUCUCUCAGAGAAAACGCCGUUGAAAAAAUGUGUUAGUAGAGGUCAUGGAGGAAGACUACCACCAUUUCAAAAGUUUCAAAAACAAAUGCAAUUAAGAAAUUUUGAUUUCAACAAUGGAACUAGACCACAGCAUAUGUCUUACUGUGACCACUCACCUAGUGAGCCACAAGAACAAAUGCCUUCAGAAGAUUUGGACUUUGAACAUGAAAAACCCUUACAAAAACCAAGAUGUUUUCAGGACCACCCACUUCCUAUUAACAUAAAUCCUGAUUGGUAUUUAGACAAGAAUUUUGAUACUGAUAAUUGCAGAAGCAGAAGUCAGAGACUGGCCUGUCCGGAAGACAGUCGAAGAGUACAUCCUUUAAAUGGAUUUACAUGCAGGAGACUGAGCAGAUUCACACCAUAUUCUUUACACGGACUUUCAUCUACCUGUGUACUCCAAGAAGACGGUUCAGUUGUCUAUUGUAGAGGUAAAAAUCCAAGAGAUAUGGAAAAACACAGAAGAUCAUAUUUUUAAGCUAUUGAUUACAAUUAUGGUAUGCCUAUAAGUUGCAGAGCUGAAGAGAGUGUUAUGAUUUACCAUCAAGAAAAAACUAGAAGUGGUGCUGAGUAGUUCAUUUUAAAAACUAUCAAUUAUUUAUCUAUUUGCCUCCCUUUUCAUUGUUUUUUGCUAAAAAUCAUUUCAUAAUAAAAAAAGUUGUAUAUCAAAAUUCAACUUGUGUUAUUAUAAAAUUAGCCAUCUAUGUUAUGUGUUUCUUUCAAUUUUUUGGAAAGAAUAUUUAUAAAUAUGCCUAAGGACACUGACAAUGUAAAGUACAAAUAAUUGUUGCUUUUUCAAAACUGGAAAUCUAUUUGAUUUAUUGAGGCUUUAUUUUUAGUUAUUUAUAAUAGUGAACUGCAUUUCUGGUUAGAAACAUUGUAAAAAUAAAUAAUUUCAU